Molecule: messenger RNA, 1996 nt
Organism: Cylas formicarius (sweet potato weevil)
Lineage: Eukaryota; Metazoa; Arthropoda; Insecta; Coleoptera; Brentidae
Gene: PH4alphaEFB
Product: prolyl 4-hydroxylase subunit alpha-1
Exons: 11
Coding region: 144-1781 (545 amino acids)
Biological process (GO): peptidyl-proline hydroxylation to 4-hydroxy-L-proline
Cellular component (GO): endoplasmic reticulum
Molecular function (GO): iron ion binding; protein binding; procollagen-proline 4-dioxygenase activity
Source: RefSeq, a predicted model, not a curated record
UUUAUAUUAAGCAGUGGGAACGAAGGCUUGGGUGUGAGUGGAGCCUGUGCGUCGAUGAAGCCGAUAUUGUCGCGAUAAAUAAGUUUUCCGGAAAGUACGAGAAUUGAAUUCUGGCCCUGUUGAGAAAAUCGACAACGGUCAUUAUGCUAAAACAGCACAUCCUAGUUUUAACAUUGUCGUUGCUACACCGUCACGCGAGCGGUGAAGUUUUCACGGCGCUGGUCGACAUGGAACACCUACUCGACACGGAGUCGGUCCUUAUAAGCACCUUGGAAAACUACAUAAGGGCCGAAGAACAAAAACUCGACCUGCUGAAGAGAUACGCCGACGUUUACCAGAAACAACACGACAGGGCGACGCAAGACGUCCAGUCCUACUUGGCCAACCCGAUCAACGCCUACACCCUGGUAAAGAGACUUACCACCGACUGGUCGCAGGUGGAAGCCUUGAUAGCGACCAACGUGAACGCGGAUGCGCUCGCGAACAUUAGCUACUUCAGGGAUACCAUGGAGUUUCCGACAGAUGAGGACUUGAACGGGGCCGCGGUGGCCCUGACAAGGCUGCAGGACACUUACAGACUCGAGACCUCGUCACUCGCCAGAGGAGAACUCAACGGGGUGAAAUACAGCGCGGAAAUGUCUGCCGCCGAUUGCUUCGAGCUGGGCAGGCAAAUUUACAACAACGGCGACUAUUACCACACGAUGCUGUGGAUGGAGGAGGCAGAGGCACGACUCGGGAGCGAGGCAAACGAAACGGUAGACCAGAGUGACAUAUUGGAGUACCUGGCGUUUUCAACUUACAAACAAGGCGACAUCCCUCUCGCCCUCGACUUGACCAACAAGCUCCUGGAGCUGGUCCCGUCGCAUCCGAGAGCGUUGGGCAACAAGGUUUACUACGAGGACGAGCUGACGAGAGCGACCUCUAGUCCGAGCGCGAUGAAAAAGGGAGACGACGGUUCGCAGGACGUUGAAACGCAAGGGGUAAAAUUAUCGAAAGAAACGACGGAGCCGGACCCGUUCGGCAAGGACCUCUACGAGGCCCUUUGUAGAGGGGAAGUGGCAGCGCCGCCGGAGGAACGAGCGAAACUCGUGUGCAGGUACGUGACCAGGGGAGAGCCGCACUUGUCGGUGGCGCCCUUUAAGGUGGAGGAAGCUCACCGCGACCCGGACAUUUUUAUAUUUCACGACGUCAUGUCCGACGACGAGAUGCUGACCAUCAAAAGUCUCGCUCAACCGAGGUUUCGCAGGGCGACGGUUCAAAAUUCGGUGACGGGGGAGCUGGAGGUUGCCCAGUAUCGCAUCAGCAAAUCGGCAUGGUUGAAGGAGUACGAGCACAAGCACGUGGCCGACGUCACGAGGCGGAUCGUCGAUAUGACUGGGCUGACCGUCGACACCGCCGAAGAGCUGCAAGUGGUCAACUACGGGAUCGGCGGCCAUUAUGAGCCACACUUCGAUUUUGCGCGGAAAGACGAGACCAACGCCUUCAAGAAUCUCGGCACCGGGAACAGAAUCGCUACUGUCUUAUUUUACAUGAGCGACGUACCACAAGGGGGGGCGACAGUGUUUCCAGUGAUUAAGGCUGCGCUGUGGCCCAAAAAGGGGUCUGCAGCGUUCUGGUAUAAUUUGUUCCCCAGCGGGGACGGGGACAAAAGGACUCGACACGCCGCCUGUCCAGUACUGGCCGGUUCGAAAUGGGUGUCGAACAAGUGGAUCCACGAAAGAGGGCAGGAGUUUUUGAGGCCGUGUACCCUAGAGAAACCCCCGGCGGAAUGGACCGCGUAGAUAGGGGUCCGGAAACGAAGCGAAUCUGCCAAAAGACCGCGCGGUCAUUUUUCCUAGCAAAAAAAAAUUAUAUGCCAGUCAUUUUAGGUUUAAGUCAUAGUGGUGUUCGCGAUCGAGAGGCGCACCGUUAAUUUUUAUAUUAGGGUUUGUACAACUGCGGUUUUUGUAUGUACAUAGGCGUAACUUAUUUAAUAAAAAUUUGUAGAAAAAAAUAA